AUGGUGGACGGUACGAAGCUUCCCAUCCACGGCGAAGCAUCACUGCAGCUGCACAUAGCGGUAAGAAAGGGCACAGGAAAGAUCAUGAACUACGCCCCGCUGCGGCAGAUCCUAUUGGAAGAGUUUCACGACGUACCAUACGCAAGACAUUUCGGGAGCAACAAGACGUUAGCGAGAAUAGCAAAGUAUUACUACUGGCCCCAGAUGGCAGCAGACGUGCAACAGUUCGUCACCUCAUGCGACACGUGCCAGUGGAUGAAGAGUCGCAAGCCGGAAAAAGUAGGGUUAUUCCAGCCUCUACCAAUACCAGAGCAGCCAUGGCAGGUCGUUAGCCUCGACUUUAUGACUUCCUUCGACCUCACUAGGGCAUAA
Closterium sp. Yama58-4 is the source of this 372-nucleotide messenger RNA. Lineage: Eukaryota; Viridiplantae; Streptophyta; Zygnematophyceae; Desmidiales; Closteriaceae. The record is from the annotation of a GenBank genome assembly.